Messenger RNA from Jaculus jaculus (lesser Egyptian jerboa), 3113 nucleotides. It is a transcript of the gene Thap6, whose product is annotated as THAP domain containing 6. NCBI's taxonomy places the organism in Eukaryota, Metazoa, Chordata, Mammalia, Rodentia, Dipodidae. The coding region runs from base 107 to 757 and encodes 216 amino acids. The transcript is spliced from 5 exons. The record is from RefSeq and is a predicted model, not a curated record.
UGACCGCGCCCGACCCCGGGGGACUGCGACCACCGAGCCUGAGCCGCCGCGCUGCCUGCGGACGGACUGGCGAGCGCUGCCGUUUCUGUGAUGAUUUGCUAAAAUCAUGGUGAAAUGUUGCUCAGCCAUUGGAUGUGCCUCUCGCUGCUUGCCCAAUUCCAAGUUAAAAGGACUGACGUUCCAUGUAUUCCCCACAGAUGAAAACAUCAAAAAAAAGUGGGUCUUAGCAAUGAAAAGACUUGAUGUGAAUGCUGCAGGUAUUUGGGAGCCUAAAAAAGGAGAUGUGUUGUGUUCAAGGCACUUUAAAAAGACAGAUUUUGAUAGAAGUACUCCAAACAUUAAACUGAAACCAGGAGUCAUCCCUUCCAUCUUCGAGUCCCCCUAUCAAUUCCAGGAGAAAAGAAGAAAGCUUCAUUGUAGAAAAAAUUUCACCCUCAAAGCCCUUCCAGUCACAAAACAAAAUCACCAGCUUGUUGGUGCUUCCUGUAUUGAAGAAUUCCAAUCCCAGUUCAUUUUUGAACAUAGCUACAGUGUAAUGGAUAGUCCAAAGAAACUUAAGCAUAAAUUAGAUCAUGUGAUCAGCGAGCUAGAGGAUACCAAGGAGAGUCUGCAGAAUGUUUUAGACCGAGAAAAACACUUCCAGAAAUCACUGAGGAAGACAAUUAGGGAACUGAAGGAAGAAUGUCUGAUCAGCGAAGAUACAGCAAGAAGAUUGGAUGUUUUCUGUUGGGAGUGUUGUCAGGAGAGCACAGAAUAAGGCUGUUUCUUGAAAUAAUUUCAUGUUCUGUUCCACCUACAAUUGAUGUGGAUGCUGCCUUUUCUGAAACUAGUUCUCAUGUGCCAUGACUAAAGCACAGCCAUCGCAGAAAGCUCUUCGUCAUCCUGCCAGUGUUUACAUAACAGUUGUCAUCCAAAGACGUUUUGGAAGAGAUGCAGAAAUGUGCUCUCAUUAUCAUGCUUUUGUAGGACUUGGGACAACUAUGUUUUUAUAGCUACGCUACUGCCAAGUCGCUAUUUUCAAGUGGUUAAAAACCUCAAGAAAAUUCUGUAGUAAUAAGGAAAUGAUGUCACGUUGGCCCUGUUAUGUUGUAGUAGGUAGGAAUUAGACCUUUCAGCUACAUGAGAAUUUUAACUUCAAAUACUGUCACUUGCACGUGCUUUUUGGUAAGUGGUAAACUUUAUUUUCAAUGUGUUUUACUAUAAAGCAGGAAUCAUUUGCAACAUGCAUCUUUCUUGAGUCCAACCAAAGCUGCUUUAGUUACUAAAUAGUUAACUAAAAAGUCUUUUUAUAAGGCAUCCCGUAGCAGUGACCCUGAGAAUAUUACAUGAUAAAGAUGUCCACUUUUAAAUGUGCUCAGAGCCACUUAGAGAAGACCUUGCCUCCCAAGGUCUCCAUUUUUUGGUACAGCACAGAAUUCCUCCUGACAGGGAUACUUUAACAUAUCCAUUUUAGUCUUAAAAACAAGAACAUAAGCUUGUGGGUUGGCUCUUCAACAGUUGCUUCAGUAGUUCUGACCUUUCUUCAUGACUGUUCUCAGGAAGGGGCUCCCACUCUGCACCGGAGCUGAUGGCACAGCGGUCACACAGCCUGGACGUUGCUGGCUAUCUUUAAAAGUGCACUGUAGGAGAAAUCUUGAUGUUUCGUAUAUGGACCUCAUGGAAACAAGGAGUAGGAGAACAGUAUUGUCUCAAAGCUGUGCUUUUGGGAAGUAAAUACGUUCCAUGGCAGUUCUGGAAUAACUUCUUAACAGGUACAGAUGAAUAAGGCUUAAAACAACUGGAAUUAGGAGUAAUGAAUACUGUAAAUUAAAACAAAAACUGUGGGCCAAAGUCUCACUGUGUAGAAGUUGUGUCCAUAGAUGAACCUUACUCAGAGCCUAGACUGUAGCAGCCUGCAUUUGAAUAGCAGUUGCUCUUGUGUCAAUGAGAAAUCACUUCCAUCCUUUGCUAGUUUGUUCAUUCUAAGUAUAUGUGUCAAUAUCCGUUCCUUGAAAUGUUUGUACUAAGGAAUUUUUCACAUGACCACCCUCUGAAUGAGAUUUACCCACAUUUGAAAGAUCAGCAUUCUACUACUAAGAGGGAAUUUUUGAGGGUGUGUCCCUUAUUACCUUAAAAUGUUUUUUUUUUCCCCAUUAUCUAUUAUUUAUUUCAGUUGUUUCAUUUUGAGUUCAUAACAUGUAACCUAAUAAGAAGUUUGGGGUAUAGCCUAAGAGUUUAUGGAGAUACUCUGAUAGAGACAGACUUUUUGGCCCUAUUUGUGAGUAUAUGAACUAAAAGUGAGUACACUGGCAAUGGCAAAAAAUGAAAGUACCAAAAUAAUGGUGAGUCUGCACUUUCCUGGCUGCCUAGGAUAAAUCAGUCUUGGGAGACAUUUCCAAGAGUAAAGUUCCUGUUUUUGCCCUAUUACAGCUGCCACUUUCCUUCUCACAGGGCUGCUGGGAAGAACUUCCACUGCUUGUGUCCAUGGCAAGCCCAGCCCUUGUCUUUUGUUCAGGUGUAGUGUCCUUGAGGAGUUGGUAACUAUUGCAAAAUGCCUGCAUUAGAAAGGACCCAGACUGCUCUUGUACUCAUUACUGUCACAGAGAAAUGAUUACCAAUGAAAAUCUGGUAUUAAAGAUAGAAUCCAAAAUAUCAAUAUAUAAGUACGAAAUAUCAAAAAAACAAUAUGAUUUCCUGCCACUUAAAACAACUACCUAAACCCAGCACAUACCUAAGUCCUGUGUUCCAGACUUCCCAAGAAAGAGCUGUUCUUUAAAGUAAAGUGGAGUAUUCCCUCACCCAGAAGUUCCUCUGAAGGCAAGACUGGCCUUAGGGUGCUCAUUUCUUUAAAGCUUCAUGUGGUGUCCAGCCCUGGAGCAUGUAGUCCAGCAAGAGUGCCAAGACAGGCAUGAAGGACUUGAUAAGGUACUUUUCUGUAUGCCAAAUGGAGAUGUCUGAAGCCAGACCUUGGCUGCUAAAGAUCGGUACAAUUCUACCAGGCUUUAAUUUGAGAAAAGAUUAAAUGCAUUAAAUAUGUAUAUUUAGUUUUCAUAAAAAGGUAAACUUCUUACAGAGAUAAAUCAAUAAUGAAAAAUAUGUUAUUUAUCUGAAAAAUAAAAUAUUUUCUCUAAUAA